This is a messenger RNA of Hordeum vulgare subsp. vulgare (domesticated barley), 1559 nucleotides long. RefSeq names its product E3 ubiquitin-protein ligase ATL4-like. The record is from RefSeq and is a predicted model, not a curated record. The transcript has a single exon. Bases 303 to 1424 code for a protein of 373 amino acids. NCBI's taxonomy places the organism in Eukaryota, Viridiplantae, Streptophyta, Magnoliopsida, Poales, Poaceae.
GCAGAAACACAAACACACGGUCAAAAAUGUGUACUACGGUACAAGCGAAAGAUGGCGAGACCGAGGACAAAAUUGGGUGGAGAACCUGUGGAGGUCAUUCACAUUCCUGCUUCCUGUGAUGGCGAGACCACCAGUAUUUUACCUCCCCAGUUUCCAGUUUCCACCCCCACUCGCUGCCUACGGCGGCAGCAGUGUAGCUCUCCGUCGCCACGCCCACGCACCCCAAAACCCAUAAAAGGCUCGAGACCGCGGCCAGCUACCGAGCCAUAAACACGAGCUCUCCUCCUGCCUCUCCGACGGCAAUGGACGGAAACUCCCUCCCGCCGCCCGCGCCGCCGUACGCAGGGGACCCCCUCGCCGUCACGAUCCCCCCGCCGUUGCCGCUGCCGUUGCAGUCGCCGCCUCCGCCGCCUUCCUCCUCGCUCAACCUCUCGCCCUCGCUCCUCAUCAUCGCCGCGCUCCUCGCCUUCGUUUUCGUCGCGUCCAUCUCCAUCCACUUCCUCCUCCGCUGCCUCUCCUCGCGGCAGACGUCCUCUCCGGCUCCGAGCGCUGUUGUCUCCAGGGGACUCGGCGCCUCCUCCCGCUCCGACGCCGACGCGGCGGCCCCUUCGGCGCGACCCGCGGCGGGCCCGGCGGCGGGGGCGGCGGCAGGGGGCGAGGAGGUCGACGACGAGAAGGAGCGGCUGAUCGCGUCGCUCCCGCUCUUCACGAUGGCGUCGGCGCUGGCGGCGCUGCCCAAGAGCUCCCCCGACUGCGCCGUGUGCUUGUCGCCGUUCGUGCCCGACGCCGAGCUGCGGCUGCUCCCGGCGUGCCGGCACGCGUUCCACGCCGCCUGCGUCGACGCGUGGCUCCGCAACACGCCGUCCUGCCCGCUCUGCCGCGCCGCCAUCUCGCUCCCGCACCCGCCUCUCCCCGCCGCCUACACCGGCGCCGCGCAGCAGGAGCCGCUGGACGCGAGGAGCAGCAGCAACGCGUCCAGGAGCUUCCGCGUCGAGAUCGGCAGCGUGAGCAACCGGCGCUCGUCCGCCGCGGGGGACGACCGCCGCACCUACUCCCUCGGCUCCUUCGACUACCGCGUGGACGAGGAGGUGGAGGCCGUGGUGGCGCGCAUCGCGCGCCCCGCGGCGGCGGCCAAGUCGGGGGUGGCCGGGCAGCGCGCCGCGCCGCAGCAGGGCCCGGGCGAGGCGCUGGCGGAGGCGGCGGGGUCGCGAGGGUGGCUACGGGAGUACGUGGACCGGCUGGCCUCCUCGGCGUCAUCCCUCUCCGGGCGGUGGAGCGCGCGGUGGAGCCAGGGACACCAUAGCCACCGGCAGGAGGAUUCCUGGCGGUGGGACCCCGAAGCGGCGGCGAUGGCGGCGCCGCGGGCGGCGGACGAGGACGAGGCGGGGCUCAUGGGCCUGUACCGCUGGAUAGUAGGCGUAUAGGAGUAUGAUUGAUUAUAAUUAGCCUGUCUGUAAUUUCGGACCCUGAAGUUUUUUUGUCAGCUUCCAUAUUAAUAUUAGGACUCCGCUGUAAAAAUAGAAUUGGCCCCAGAAACAGAUGAUGGGGUUUGGAUCGAA